Messenger RNA from Plasmodium gonderi, 534 nucleotides. Its product is annotated as variable surface protein. The transcript has 2 exons. Lineage: Eukaryota; Apicomplexa; Aconoidasida; Haemosporida; Plasmodiidae. The record is from RefSeq and is a predicted model, not a curated record. The coding region runs from base 1 to 534 and encodes 177 amino acids.
AUGAUUUGGGAUAUUCUGAUACGAACUUUAAAUACACAUGUGUCUAAUUUGGAAAGUGGUACACAUGUCAGUGACCAAAUACCCUUCGGAACAUAUCAUAUUGAAGCAGGAUGUAGGGGUGAUAAUUCUAAUGCAUUAGAUUUCUUUCAUAUUAUAUUAUCUGCACAUGAUAAUAAUACUUCUAGCACGACACCAGAAGAGUUUGACAUAGUAAAUAGCAAGUAUAUACGAGUUUCUACAGUACUCCUGUUAAUAAUUGGAAUAAUAACCCUUUUCUUCUGUUAUUAUAAUGUAAAAGUUUUUCUAUUUUAUUACAUAAAUAAUUCAUGUAAUAUUAUGCACGAGUUAUAUAUUUAUCAAUUCCACAUUAGCUUACCCUCCGAAUAUUAUAUGAGCAAUAUGGGAAGUAGACGAAAGAAAUAUAAACACGAAGUAAAUAAAAGAUGUACACGCAAAUUUUCAUCCCAUGAUUUAGAAGACUUUUUUAUAAAUUCUAAAAGAAGACAAGAUUAUUUCGCUUACAGUUCAAUAUGA